ACAUACGUUGUAAAUCAUCGAUUUAAGCAUAUUUAAUAACAUUGGGUUUGUGUAAUUACAUGUGUGCAUUACUUUUGAAACUUUUGUAAUGUAUGAGUUUCCGCGAUGUGUGUCAUCCGAGGAUCGGGACACUAUUUCUUCUGAAGAGAUUCCGUCUAAACAAGAGAUAAAGUUCAAGAUUCCAACGAAAAAGGCCCCCAAGAAAGAUGUCGCCAAGAAUAAGAGGGUCAUGACCGUGCUGGAGGCGGCACGCUACGAGAUGUGGCGCGAGCAUCGCCACCGCCUACAAAAUGUGGUGAGCGAUCUGGACAAGGAGCCGCCCUCGUUCCAAGCGGUGCGAUUAACCGGUGUGAAUAAACUGCGCGACCAGGCGGUUAACUACAUGCAACGCACCAAAGAAAACAUACAUAUGCUGUUGGGUUUGUCGCAGACUAUGCGCACCCACGGCGCCAUUAAGCCCUUCCGCUACGAGAGUCCCAAUGUGAUGUCUGCAGUGCCAGGAAUAAUUAACAAUCUGGAGAAAAUGGAGCAGGAUAACCAUGAUCUCGGCAUGCGCAUCUUGGAUGUGGUCAGCGAGGUAGACUCGGGCUUAAAGACCGAUGGCCAUACCAACAAACAACCUACGCAGCCGUUCACCAUGCCCGAUCAGGCGCUGGCCAAGUAUAAGCCUUUCAACAUCAAGCUGCCCAGCACAGAUAAAGAGCGCUGGCAGCUCUUUCGUCCACGCAUCUACUUUGAUAUCUAUCUGAAGGAAGCGCGCCCACUGGGUCGCUUUGUCGUCCAACUGUACACGGAGGCGGCCCCAGUGGUGGUGCUGCAACUGGUGCGCGCCUGCAUGUGCAACAUGCACAAUAAGUUUUUCAUCAAGCGGCUAUUUCCCGGCCUCUGGCUGGACGUGGAGCUGCCCACGGAGAACAAUGCGGCCCUGCAUCGACCUUUGGAGUAUGAUGGCAAGAUUAUUGACCAUGGUGUCUCCAACUAUGUGCUUUCCUUUAGCAAGACACACCUGCAGGGUUUCCGUGACAAUCUGUCCUUUUCUAUUUCCUUCAAGCCCCUCCAAGUUGUGAAUGGCUCACGCGUCGGUUUCGGUCGCGUCAUCAAGGGCAGCAAAAUCUUUGAGUGCCUCCAAAGCUAUGGCACUAAGAACGGCACCCUCAGCCGCGGCAUAAUCUGUACCAGCUGUGGCGUACUUUAGUCCGUACACUAAGCUUGACAAAAUUUUAUGUAUUGCCAGUAAACCAGCGUAUAAGUAA
This is a messenger RNA of Drosophila novamexicana, 1253 nucleotides long. RefSeq lists its product as uncharacterized. Gene Ontology annotation, molecular function: peptidyl-prolyl cis-trans isomerase activity. The record is from RefSeq and is a predicted model, not a curated record. Lineage: Eukaryota; Metazoa; Arthropoda; Insecta; Diptera; Drosophilidae. The coding region runs from base 89 to 1195 and encodes 368 amino acids. The transcript has a single exon. Gene Ontology annotation, biological process: protein peptidyl-prolyl isomerization.